This is a messenger RNA of Poecilia latipinna (sailfin molly), 1246 nucleotides long. It is a transcript of the gene cnbpa, whose product is annotated as CCHC-type zinc finger, nucleic acid binding protein a. The transcript is spliced from 5 exons. Bases 111 to 611 code for a protein of 166 amino acids. NCBI's taxonomy places the organism in Eukaryota, Metazoa, Chordata, Actinopteri, Cyprinodontiformes, Poeciliidae. The record is from RefSeq and is a predicted model, not a curated record. Gene Ontology annotation, molecular function: zinc ion binding; nucleic acid binding.
CGGGUUUUUACUGGAUAAUGCGAAUGACAAUUCAGGAACUCCUGCUGGCACCGCAUGUAGCGCAAAGAAGGAGGCGUAAACACUGACACAGCUAGGUAGCCAUCAAGGUUAUGGAGAUGAGCAGCAACAGUGAGUGCUUUGGAUGUGGCCGCUCUGGUCAUUGGGUCAAGCAUUGUCCUAAUGCCAGUGGUGUGCGUGGACGUGGCAGGGGCCGGGGACGAGGAAAGGAACUGUUCUGUUAUCGCUGUGGAGACCAGGGACACAUGGCCAGGGACUGUGACCAAACUGAGGAUGCGUGCUACAACUGCCACAGGAGUGGUCACAUCUCCCGGGACUGCAAGGAGCCCAGGAAGGAGAGGGAGCAGCUCUGCUACACCUGUGGCAAAGCCGGCCACAUGGCUCGUGACUGCGACCACGCCAACGAGCAGAAGUGCUACUCCUGCGGCGGGUUUGGUCACAUCCAGAAGCUUUGCGAUAAGGUGAAAUGUUACCGGUGUGGUGAGAUUGGUCACGUCGCUGUGCACUGCAGUAAAGCCAGCGAGACCAACUGCUACAACUGUGGAAAGGCGGGCCACCUGGCAAAAGAGUGCACCAUCGAAGCAACUGCAUAAUCAGCACCCUCUGUUGCCCCUCCUUUUUUUUCAGAUUGAUGGUUGGUUGUAUUAUUUUCUCUGAAUCCUCUUCACUGGCCAAAGGUUGGCUGACAGAGGCUAGUCCCAGGCCUGUGAGCCUCUCGAUAUGUAAUACAAAGAAAGGGGUGAUAAAAAAUAUCUUUCUGCAUUCAAUACAAAAAAAUGUUUUAGUUUGGUAGCGGUGUUAUGUAUAAUGCUUUGUUAAAGAACCUCCCCCUUUCCAGGCCACUGGUGAUCAGUGAGGAAUAAACGGGACUAAACAUAUGGGAAUCUAUAGGACCUCUGAGCUUGUGGACAUGCAUCUCAGUAAAAUGAGAUGGAAGACAGGAGUAAAUGGAAACCAAACAUCCAUGUGUGGUUAUUUUGGUUUGUUUUAGUGGAAUAUGAGUUGGCCAAGAGAGUUUGACAUGGAAACAGUUCAUAACAUGAUGCAUUUCAGCCCUACAAGCAGCUACAAGUGGGCGAUAACAAACGCUAUAUUACUAAGAUAUGAAAAAAAAAAAUAAUAAUUUUGGAGGUAUUAAAAGAAACAUGCUCUUUUAUAGAAAUCUGUUUACAAUUUAAAUAUCACUUUGGUAGUCCAAGGUAGAUUUUCUGUUUUAAAAAAAAAAAAA